This is a messenger RNA of Penicillium manginii, 1532 nucleotides long. RefSeq names its product cytochrome P450. Gene Ontology annotation, molecular function: iron ion binding; oxidoreductase activity, acting on paired donors, with incorporation or reduction of molecular oxygen; heme binding. The transcript has 4 exons. The record is from RefSeq and is a predicted model, not a curated record. Bases 9 to 1532 code for a protein of 507 amino acids. Lineage: Eukaryota; Fungi; Ascomycota; Eurotiomycetes; Eurotiales; Aspergillaceae.
AAGAAAUUAUGUUCAUUUUCGCCCCGAUGACUAUCGUUACAGUUCUCGCGGCAUGGGUCAUAUUCAAACUCGCCAUGCAGUUGGUUUUCUAUCCACAAUUCUUCACACGUUUGAAGCACAUACCAUCCCCGAAACAUCGGAGCUGGUUAACAGGUAAUUCAAAAUCUUUUGCAAUCGAAGUUCCUUAUGGAAUGAUUGAAAGAUGGAUCAAGAGUAUGCCCGAUGCGAGCAUGAUCCGUUACUAUAUUGUGGGGAAUUUUGAAUGGGUUCUUCUUACCAGCCCAGAAGCAAUAUAUGAAAUGCUUAUCAAAAGGGCUUAUGACUUUGAAAAACCUGAAUUGAUCCGACACGUGAUGCAACAUCUUGUUGGAGAUGGGAUUGUACUCGCCGAGGGAGGGCAACAUAAAGUGCAACGAAGAUCCCUUAAUCCGGCUUUCUCCAAGCGUCAUAUCGAAAACCUACAUGACAUGUUCUGGUCCAAGAGUUUGGAUAUGGUCGAUUUGAUGAAAAAUGAUCUUGCGACAAGAAUAAAAGGCGAUAACAUCAUUCAAAUAAGCCACUGGUCUAGUCGUGUAACUCUCGACAUCAUCGGUCAGGCUGCCAUGGGUAUUGAAUUUGAUUCUUUGAGAAGUCCCGAAAACGCGCUUUACCAAGCCUAUAGGAAGCUCAUGGCACCAUCAACAAGUGAAAAGGUGCUUUCUGCAAUUUGCAUAUUACUGCUACAUCCCAAAAUCAUCUACAAGUUCCCCACACGGCGUAACCAUGAAAUCAGGGCAGCUCAGAGGACAAUAAGUGAUGCUGCACGAAGGGUAAUUCAGCAGCGGAUGGCUGAAAAGGAAACAGACGAAAAGAAGAUCGAUAUCAUAUCUUUGGCCAUUAACAGCAAGGAAUUUACUGAGGAUGAGCUUGUUGACCAAGCAAUGACAUUUCUUUCAGCUGGGCAUGAAACAACCGCAGCAGCUUUGCAGUGGUCAGUAUAUGCUCUUUGCAAGUACCAAGACGUCCAAACGAAACUUCGUGAAGAAGUUCGCGCUUGUCUACCUGCCUCUUCAAUUAAAAGUUCCGAUUUCCGUUCACCUGCGAUCAGAACUCUCUCAUUUCUGAAUGCAUUCUGCGAUGAGGUCCUUCGCUACUACCCUCCAAUUCCCAAGACAAUUCGCACGGCCGUUCGUGAUACCUCGAUUACUGGACUUUCUAUCCCCAAGGGUACCAUGUUUGUCAUCAACCACAUGGAGGGCUUAUGGGGUCCCAACGCCAAAGUCUUUGAUCCAAACCGCUUUUUGAGCCCAACAGGGGAAUAUCAACGUCCAAAAUCCAACAACUACGCUUUAUUGACCUUUCUCCACGGACCUCGCAACUGUAUAGCCCAGGAAUUCGCGAAAGCAGAGCUUUGCUUUUUGAUCUGUUCCCUUGUCGCGAAUUUUCAUAUGGAGCUGCAAUCUCCUGACGAGGAUAUACUGGUCGAUGAGGACGUCACUAUGAGGCCGAGGGAUGGCGUAUUCGCUAGAUUCGCCAUUUUAAAGAGGUCUUGA